Messenger RNA from Suillus clintonianus, 3570 nucleotides. RefSeq lists its product as uncharacterized. The coding region runs from base 1 to 3570 and encodes 1189 amino acids. The transcript has 14 exons. Lineage: Eukaryota; Fungi; Basidiomycota; Agaricomycetes; Boletales; Suillaceae. The record is from RefSeq and is a predicted model, not a curated record.
AUGCCCGAGAUGAAGACUACAGCAAGGAAGUCCACCGGAGGAACCGCAGAACGAAUGUUGCUCUCAAGCACCGUCGACCAUACUUCAGUUGCGCAGACUCAAGAUGUAGAUGAGGAUGAAUUGGAGCAUAACGAUUGCUUGAACAUUCCCAAGAACUGCCAAGCGGCGGUGACGGCUGCCGACGUCUCCUUCAUUUGCAUCGUCUGUCACGUGAGGGAGCAAAAGGACAAUGAUAUUCCAGCGCCUUAUUUUGGAUUUUACAAGGACGGAAUUCCCUUACUGGCAGAAUUCCUGCCCAUCCUCGCCGCCGUCGAAGUGUCGCUUAAAGGAGAGAUGUCUGCAGUACCCGUUCUGUUUCUCCAUCUCAAACUCGUGAAUUUCGACGCAACCAGUGGGCCAUUCGAACUGGCCUACCAUUUCCUCGAACCGUAUUUUCCACGGGGCGGGUUGCAGUACCAGGAGGUUACUUUUGAUAUCGCGACGCAAUCCAAGCUCGCCACAUAUGAACAAGACGUCGGCAAGCUUUUGAACGACCUCCUGCCUCAGCCGCGUUGGACUCGCGUUGUGAUUGCCAUUACGAAUCAUUCGGACAGCGACAGCGGGGAUCUCUUUGCAGGAUACCGAGGCAAGAACUACAUUUCUGCGACGGUACAAAAUUUCCUUGACGUCCUCUUCAAACCAUGGAAGGCUCUCCUCGAUCGUGCACAGGAGUCCUAUCUCUGGCUCUUUUGCUGCGGCGCCCUUGUCAACAAACCUAAGUCCUCCGCUGCAUUACGAACCUGGGUCGACCGUAACCCAAUCACUGCAGCCAUUGCCUUUACCGCAGUCCGAUUCCAGCCCGGUUUCACAUGCCAUCUGCUACUUGCAUUCGCAGAGCUCGUCCUUAUCGAACGAUGGGAAAUCGGCAUCGCAUUUCCUCACAUGCUUGGCCAAUCCAACCGACUUGGACGGCACACCGAUAUCGUUUUAAUGCUGAAGAAGAACAGGGAGUUGGGAUCGCUUACGGUGGUAAAAUUUAGCUGGGCGAAUGUCGACAACCGUCCUUGGGGGCAGUAUUUGCCCUUCCAAUGUCCAGGAUGCGGAUGGGCACAGGCUUGGCGAUCUGCGAGCAAGGCAAGGGUUUAUACUUAUGAGUGCAAGAACGAUCAUUGCGGACAGACGUUCACAUUUCAUCAACCUCGUGGAUCAAAGAUGUUGCCACAGGGGAAGACGGGCAGCAGUUGCUGGCUAUCUAUUCCCCUCUUGGGCCGCCCUUACUCUGACUCCUUAGAUCCUGCAAGGCCAACCACCGGCGGAAAACGCCCAGCAGGAACAGUUUUGUUGCAGGAACCACGGACAUCGGCAAGAGUUCUACCGACAGCUACAGCUCCAGACUCUGACUCCUCAGAUCCUGCAAGGCCAACAACUGGCGGAAAACGCCCAGCAGGAACAGUUUUGUUGCAGGAACCACUGACAUCGUUCCUGAUCCCUAACGUUCGUGCGGAAUGCAUCAUCAAGGAUGAAACAAAGUUAUUCAAAUACUGCCAACCGGAGGACGUAGACGCCGUGGACUGCGAAGAUGACGAAGUCACACAGACCUGCCGGAUUCCUGUUUUCCAAGGAAAGUCAUUCAUCGGAUACGUGCCCCUGCCACCGCGAUACAGGGCGGUCUGGCUCCAGUUGUCUUACUACAUAGUUGUCUAUACUCAGAUGUGGAAACUUUGGGGGGCGGAGGCGAAGUCAGCCAAGAGGCAAAGUAAAGCAAAGACUACUCUUCUGCGUCAGAGCACCGGUGCUCUUGUGGCCCAGCACAUGACGGCUCGGUUGAUGGCGGUGGACGAAUUGGUCUCCCUGGCUCACGAUCUCUCGACGCCUCGUAAAGAGAGGGUCCGCAUUCUUGACGAAUGGAAAAUUCGGAUGGAUCGUGAUUGGUUCAGCAAGACUUACGAGCAGGUUGCUGUUGGUGGAGCCCAAUUCCUCAGCAUCGAUCCAAUUAGAGCAGAAAACAGAGCACUUUUCGAUGCAGAGGGCAAGGAGAUGUUGUUGCCCUCAGAAGACGUGUUGGAUUGGAUUGACGGCGAGGUCUAUGGGCUCGAUGAAUUGUUUAAAACCACUUUGAGGAAGCAGGCGUUGGACUCCUUGAAAAAACCAGACGAAUUCUCGCAGACCCAAUAUCAAGAUGGGGCGGAGUUACCAGAAAGAUGGCACGAGGGACACAGCCCUGCUCCAUAUCUCUGGAGCGUGAAACAAUGGGAUUGGGUCACCAAAGGCAACGACAUCCGUUCGAGGCCAAUCGACUUGUUGUUUUGCUGCCUCACAAAUGACCCAACAUACACGGAAUUUGAACAGUUUGCUCAAGUCCUUAAUUCACUGGCAAGCAUCGUCAUUCCUACACCGGACUUCGCUGGCAUCUUGGGGUUGGGCAAGCGGCUGUGGUUGGGACAGGUGACCUGGAAGGAUUUCGUGGAUGACUUCUUGGACAACCAUUUGACUGCGGGCGACAUCGGAACUUCAGAGACCUCGGAACAACUGGGUAAUCCGGUUAUUGCCUGCCUUGUUGUUUCUGCUAUUGACGUUCAAUCUUUGCAUCCAGACUCGCGGAACACCUUGAAUACCCUGGAGGUCCGGUUGUUGCUCGAAGACUCGCGGAACACCUUGAAUACCCUGGAGGUCCGGUUGUUGCUCGAAGGUUAUGUCCGCCGGCAGAGGUCUAAGCCUGAUCAACCCUGGAACAUCAGAGAUCAAGUUCUAUGGCAAGCCCUUAGCAGAGCGUUGCCAGGGAAGGAUCACAGUGAUGUCUUGAAAGGCAUAAUCUGGAAGAUCGUGUCCGGCCAGAACGUCUCCGAUGUGUUGAACGCAUUGAAGUCAAAUGAGAAGAAGAGGAAAAGAUCGUCGAGAGGCAUGUCACAGAGAAAUGUUCGAUCUGCCCGCCAGGAGCGAGCUGAGGAAGUCGAUCGGGUUCACGAUAGCGAUGGAGGUGGUGAUACAGGGAAUGUUGGCGGACAAGGGCAAGCAAGUGCUGCUCUGACAUCAGGAGGCGAUGUUGAAAUGCAAGUCGACAAUAAUCCAGACGUCUCUGGAUCCUCUGGCGAACCAGCACAAGAUAUCACUACAGGGCGCGAAUCCAACGAAAUGGAAGACAUUGUACGAAACAUUCCAGAUGUCUCCACCGACCAAGGGAUGUUACCUCCUCCUCCUCCCCCUCCUCCAACACCACCUCAAAUAUCAACGCCACCUCCAAUUACAACACGUCAUAUGCCUCCAAUUUCCACGCCGCCUCCUGCUCCUUCAAUUUCAACACCUCCUCCAUCUCCGCCUGCUCUCUACGCCGAUCCAAAUGAUCCUGGUUCGGUGGCUCUCGUGCACCUUUUUUCAUUCAUGAACCACAGGUCGUUGGAGCGGUACGAAGCCGACAUGAACGCCGAGUACCCAUCUGAUCCUCCAGGAAUCAUCAAGGAGUUCGUGGAAGCCAUUGCCGCUAGGACCGGUUCUAAUCAUUCACGUCCUGACGAAUUUGCGCACUUGAGUGGCGCCUUGCAAGUGGUAGAGAAAAGGAGAGAAGCUGGAGAGAUGUGUAGGAAUCUGUUGUGA